AUGCAUCACGUUCUGUAGACUGGCCCAUCAUAGCCGAACACCUUAAUACACCCAGUUCCCUGCCUUCUGGUUCCCGUCGAUCGAUUAUCUUGCAACUUGUCCCGUGCACUGCGAUGCUUGCAGAAGAUUACUCUCAUCAGUUUUUCGAUGACGAAAGUCAACACUCUUUGGAAUCGCACCAGUCGAAGAAGAACAUCCUCUUGAAGUCUCACGGAAGACCUCCUUGGUACGGGGAAAACGGCCUACCCAUUUCCGACGCGUUCGUGAUCGGCAUAGCUGGUGGAUCGGCAAGUGGGAAGACACAUGUUGCUCAGCAAAUCGUUCGUUCAUUGGGCUCAGUACCGACUGUCGUUAUCCUCUCCCAGGACAGCUUUUACAAGCGACAUACCGCAGAAGAGGUUGCGCUGGCGCAUGCGAAUCGAUUCGACUUUGACCACCCGGAUGCCAUUGACAUGCCUAUGUUUGCUGCUUGCCUCGCGGACUUGAAGGCGUGUCGACAGACCAAUAUUCCCGUUUACUCGUUUGCCGAACAUCAGCGGUUAGGCGAAGCGAAGUAUUUGUAUGGUGCAGCUAUCAUAAUAAGUCGGUGUCUGACUCCUUCCUUUAAUACAACGGACGUCAAGGAACGUGGAAGAAGUGUUGAUGGGGUCAUCGAGCAGUACCCCGCGUUUGAUAACUUCGUUUUGCCAACCGCUCGCCAUGCAGACAUUGUCGUUCCGGGGUCAAACAACGCUGUUGCCAUUGAUUUGAUAACGACCCACAUUCGACGUCAAAUGACAGAACGCGCGAGACACUUUCGGAAACACAUGGUUUCUCAAUCAGUUGGGUGUUGCUUGAGUACGUCAGACGGUAACCCGGUGUCCAAGAACCUUAUAGUGCUCCCGCAAACACCACAGUUAAAGGGUAUAUAUACCAUUCUUCGUGAUGAGGCAUCGAACCGCCAGGACUUUAUAUUCUUCGUAGACCGACUGGCAACAUUCUUGAUCGAGAAAGCGAUGGAACAUCUUCCUCACAGACCUAAGACGGUCACGACACCAAUAGGACUAGAUUGCACCGGCAAGGAACUUGACGUCAAGGUAGAUCAUUUCGCUGAGAAUUUGAGUGGACCUCUAACGAAGGGAUUGCAGCGCGUUCUUAGUGACGUUGCAAUUGGCUCCCUUCUGGUGCAAUCCGACGCUAAUACUGGAGAGCCACUACUUCUACAUGUAAUGCUUCCCAAAUGCCUGCGAGAACGACAUCUAGCCGUCGAUGCAUGGGUAUUUUUGCUAGAUGCUCAAAUAGGCACCGCUGCCUCAGCAUUCAUGGCGAUUCGGACACUAUUAGAUCAUGGAGUCCAGCAAGACCAUAUCAUCUUUGUAACUUUCCUCAUUGCCCGCACUGGUGGUGUCACUGUACUUCAGCGGGCCUUUCCGGAGGUCAAGAUUGUGACUGGUGCCGUCGAUGAAGGUCUCCGUGAAGCAUGGCUUGAACAUUACAAUGAAAAAGGCGAGGGCCAGAGCGAAGGGGACGGGAGGAGAGUCUGGAUCGUAGAGCCUGGCAUGGGUCAAAUCGGUAAGAAAACGCAUAUGAUCACAGCUUGCCAUGAACCCUUUUACAGGUGACAGAUACUAUCUCUGAUUUGGGAACACUUAUUCUGCUAAUUUAAUGUGUCUCCGAGAGUUGUGUUAAUCGUGAAUAAUAAUGGCUCAUCAGUGCCAUGUGGUCUAGUUGGGAUGUACAUACACCAUAAUACUACCAAUUACUAGUGCUCGAACUUUUAAA
Messenger RNA from Suillus fuscotomentosus, 1761 nucleotides. RefSeq names its product armadillo beta-catenin plakoglobin. Gene Ontology annotation, molecular function: ATP binding; kinase activity. Gene Ontology annotation, cellular component: cytoplasm. Lineage: Eukaryota; Fungi; Basidiomycota; Agaricomycetes; Boletales; Suillaceae. Bases 114 to 1601 code for a protein of 495 amino acids. The transcript has 12 exons. The record is from RefSeq and is a predicted model, not a curated record.